Molecule: messenger RNA, 333 nt
Organism: Aspergillus pseudoviridinutans
Lineage: Eukaryota; Fungi; Ascomycota; Eurotiomycetes; Eurotiales; Aspergillaceae
Exons: 2
Coding region: 1-333 (110 amino acids)
Biological process (GO): D-sorbitol catabolic process
Molecular function (GO): L-iditol 2-dehydrogenase (NAD+) activity
Source: RefSeq, a predicted model, not a curated record
AUGGAGAGUUGCGUACAAACAUCGAUCUACGCAGCUGACAACGGUGGACAAGUUGUCCUAGUUGGAAUGGGGACUGCCAUUCAAUCGUGGCCAGUCGCAGAGAUCACGGGGCGUGAGAUCAAUAUUGUUUCUGUUUGGCGGUACAUCAAUUGUUACCCUCGCGCAAUUGAGAUCUUGGAGGCCGUGAAGAAUAAGACUCUCAAGUUGGAUUCGGCAAAGCUUAUCACACAUCGCUUUUCUGGGCUUGAGUCGAUACCACAGGCUUACGAGACCGCUUGUAGAACAAGGGAUGCGGAUUCAAACUUGAUCAUUAAGACGGUUGUCAACCUUUGA